AUGGAUUCUCUCUACCGCAAGCUCUACGAAAAAUACACCAAACUCAAGAAGAAGAAAUUCUCCGAACUCGACGAGAUUAGCAUCGGUCAAGAGGAGAAGUUCCUAAACUUUGUUUCAGCCUCAGAGGAGUUGAUACAGCACUUGAGAAGUGAAAAUGAGAAUUUGCGUGGGAUAGUAGGGAAUUUGAGGAGUGAUAUAACUUCAAUCAGAUCUAACAAGGGCGAGGAAUCUUUGGAGUAUCAAAAGCUUUAUAUGGAAGAAGAACGAAAGAACAAGGAACUUUCCAAAGAAGUUGACAAGCUAAAAGAGCUGAUCAAAGAGGGACAUCCUCGCAACUCCAGAGAUCAAAGUGGAAAGCAACAAGAGAGAAAGACUCCAGAAUCUGCUCAAGUUACAACGAGAAGUAUGAGAAAACGUAGCAGACUGUCAGAAGAUACGUUAGAAACGGACAUGGCACCACCUCCAAUUAGCAUACAUCAUAAGGCAACGGAAAAUCUCUUGGUUUCUCAGCCACAAUGCUGCAAAACGACGGACGAUGGAUCAAGUAGUUCUGCGGGCUGUGUAUUUCAAGCUCUUGGCGAACACUUGCUAAGAAUGAAAUUAUCAACUGCUUAUGAAGGCGAUCGUGUCUGUAUCACAGCCUUGGAUCCAUCAAGCGGUUUAUCGUUCAGCUUGACUUUUGUAAAGAACUCAACUUCUGAAGAAUCUGAGCUGCUCUACGAAGUUGUAUCGCUAGGGACAUUUGAAAGAGUAGCGCCGAAAUGGAUGAGAGACGUUAUAAAGUUCAGCACAAGUAUGUGUUCCGUCUUCUUCGAAAGAGUCUCUCGAGUCAUUAAGCCCCAUUGUUGA
Molecule: messenger RNA, 849 nt
Organism: Microthlaspi erraticum
Lineage: Eukaryota; Viridiplantae; Streptophyta; Magnoliopsida; Brassicales; Brassicaceae
Source: the annotation of a GenBank genome assembly